Molecule: messenger RNA, 363 nt
Organism: Fasciola hepatica (liver fluke)
Lineage: Eukaryota; Metazoa; Platyhelminthes; Trematoda; Plagiorchiida; Fasciolidae
Source: the annotation of a GenBank genome assembly
AUGAUCGGUCUUGCAGUGGGAGAUAUUGAUCAAAUUCAACGAUCUGCCACAAAUCAACUGAUUGCCCAACAAGUCUACUGGUUAGAUCAAGUGGAAUCCAAGCUACCACGGUGGCUGUAUAAGAAAGCGCAAGUAAAGCAAUGGAUUAUUCGACCACCCCUGACAUUCAAUAGAAGAAAACCCCACACAGAAGAACUGAAGGCUGCUUUUGCUAAACUAAAAAAGGAUUUCGCGCGAAUCAAACGCAUCAUGACGCACAUGGGAAGUGUCUUGGAUCAAACAGUUGAACAGACCGGGAUGGGAUCGUACGAAACACAACAGGAUGUUGGAAUUUACAGUGACGAUCCGGUGAUCAAAGAUUAA